AUGCAUGACCAGCCUUCUCCUAGCUACUCCCGCAAUCUCCUUUCCGACUACACGGUUGGGUGGGUUUGUGCACUUCCAAGGGAGCAAAGCGCGGCAUCUUUCAUGCUCGAUGAAAUCCAUGACCCCGAUGAGCUCGAAACCCCGCCUCAUGACAGUAAUUCAUACAUUCGUGGCAAUAUUGGAAGGCACAAGGUUGUCAUUGCCUGUUUGCCCAUGGGCUUGACUGGGACGGUCAGUGCGGCGUCAGUUGCCACACGGAUGAUAGCAACAUUUGAGAAUAUCAAAGUCGGGCUGAUGGUCGGAAUUGGUGGCGGCAUGCCUCAGCAGAAAGUCCGUCUUGGAGAUGUGGUAAUCAGCUGCCCCAAAGGCAAGUCUCCUGGAGUUGUGCAGUGGGAUGCCGGCAAAGCAUUAUCAGGAGGCGUGUUCCAGAGAAAAGGUUCCCUGAACAAACCCCCAACCGCUUUAUUGGCUGCUUUGAGCAAUCUUGAAUCACAGGCACCCGAGACUCAUGCCAAGGUAGAUGGCUAUAUAAGCCGUCUGCAAGCUCGAAGCGAUGUUCCAAAGAGCUUCGUUAGCCGCAGCAUGCUCACAGACGUGUUAUACGAAUCAAGCUAUCCUCACGUGGAAAAUACCGUUCCCGCAGGCGGAGAUCACUUUGAGUCUCAGCUGAACGCCGACGCAAUUGAGUGUGCGCUCUGCGACAAAUCCAGGAUUGUUCCGAGAGGUACGAGGGUUGAGGAUAUCAACUUCCACUAUGGCCUGAUUGCCUCGGGUGACCAGGUGAUCAAAGAUGCCCAGGUUCGAAACAAACUCUACGACGACCUCAAAAAGGAUUUGAAUGCAGAAGUCCUCUGUGUCGAAAUGGAGGCUGCGGGGCUGAUGGAUGAUUUCCCAUGCAUCGUCAUCCGAGGCAUCUGCGAUUACGCGGAUUCGCACAAAAAUGAUGCCUGGCAAGACUACGCUGCAUGUGUUGCGGCAGCAUAUGCGAAAGCACUCCUCGAUACAUUGGCACCGGCCAAGGUCAAUGAAAUGAAGACAAUCCAAGGUACGUGCUUUUCGAAAUUGCUCAUAAGCAAAUUUAACUGA
This is a messenger RNA of Trichoderma citrinoviride, 1086 nucleotides long. RefSeq names its product purine and uridine phosphorylase. Gene Ontology annotation, molecular function: catalytic activity. NCBI's taxonomy places the organism in Eukaryota, Fungi, Ascomycota, Sordariomycetes, Hypocreales, Hypocreaceae. The coding region runs from base 1 to 1086 and encodes 361 amino acids. The record is from RefSeq and is a predicted model, not a curated record. Gene Ontology annotation, biological process: nucleoside metabolic process. The transcript has a single exon.